Messenger RNA from Erythranthe guttata (spotted monkey flower), 3787 nucleotides. Its product is annotated as putative late blight resistance protein homolog R1A-3. The record is from RefSeq and is a predicted model, not a curated record. Gene Ontology annotation, molecular function: ADP binding. Gene Ontology annotation, biological process: defense response to other organism. NCBI's taxonomy places the organism in Eukaryota, Viridiplantae, Streptophyta, Magnoliopsida, Lamiales, Phrymaceae.
AACAGCAUCAAUCUUCUCUCUCUCUCUCUCUCUCACACACACAACACACACAGUCUAAACCUAAAUAUUUUCUCUUCUCCAACCGCGCCAUGGAAAUCCGAUCUCCAAUUACAGUUCGCGAAAUGGAAGUGUCACAUCAAUUUCUUCAAACCAAACCCCAAUUUCCACCUCCAGAUAUUCGCACAUACGAAGGCCCAAAUUUUCUGAAAUAGUAGGCAGAAAUAAGAUGCUUCAACAGAACUCUUUCUAACAAGCCUUUAAACUCCGCCGCCGACUCGCGGCCGGGCAAAAACCUCCGCCGGGUUUGAAGAAUUUGUUGCUUUUGUGGUUCAAUUAUCUGCUCUGCCUGAUGGUAGGUUCAUUGUCUUGAAGAUGCGUUGACUAACAAGAGCCUCAGCUAUUGGUCAUUUUCUAAUAAUUUCAUCCAUGUGGAUACCCAUCACUCAACCAACUAUAACAAUACGUUGAAAAAAUACAUAUUAUCUUCAUCAAGAUCCAGAUUGCCCUUUUUCUUUUUCUAGCAAAAUGGGUUAGCUCUAGCUCAACCUCAAAAUAAUCUUCAUAUUUCAUACUGCAUAGUAUUUUUUGUCUGAGUUAGAAUUUUGAAGAGAUACAACAAAAAUGGCGGCUUAUGCUGCCAUAGUGUGUCUUGUGCAAACCUUGAACCCUGAUCAAUUUCCUAUCGAUCUUCGAAACCCGGAAAUCGAAUCCCUUUACCAAAAGCUCCUUAUUUUACAAUCCACCCUCGAGAAAAUCACCCCGAUUACGAAAAACAUCAGACAGCAAGUAAAUGUAUUGGAUGGCAACAUCAGAGAUGCUGUUUAUAAAGCACAGGACGAAAUCGAGUCCUUCAUCAUCAAACGCACCCUCUCGUCGGAGAGUUUCUUGCAGGAAAUAAUAGCAGUGAUCGAUCCCCUGGCAGCAGAGGCGAAGAAGAUCGCGAGUUCGAUCAAGAAAGAGAUGGCGUCUUCUCCCGCCGUAGUUUCUCUUGCAAAGAUGUUGCACCGCGACAAUUUCCCUCUCGAUCAUCUAAAGUCCUACGUGGAACCUCUGUACGAAAGGCUCUGUUCUUUGCAAACUUGCCUUGAGAAAUUCUGCGAAGCGCCAGCAAGUCUCAUCCCUGUUGCAGUACAUGCUUUGGAUUUCCAAAUCAGAGAGGCAGCCACUAAAGCCCGUAACACCAUUAAAUCUUUCGUCGAUUCAUCCGAGUCGGAAACCGAGAGCUCCACGUCAGCUUUCCUGCAGAUUUUGGAGGAAAUAAAUGCAGACAUUGAUCCACUGGCAGAAGAAGCAGAAAAAUUCGCCGGUUCCAUCAAGGAAGGCCCACAAGCACAAGAUUUGCCGCCCGAGUAUGCGGAGACUAUUAAAAAAGAUGCUCGUACAAAGAAAAAAAGGAUCGUGGGACAGGAGGAAGACUUUAAGAGUCUCAAGAAGGAGAUAGAGAAACUCGAUGGCCAACGCGAAGUACUCCCGAUCAUUGGGUUGCCCGGCAGUGGCAAAACGACUCUCGCCAGAAGUCUUUACGAAGAUUCCAGCAUAACCGAUGAAUUCGAAAUUCAUGGUUGGGUUACAGUGACUCAAGAAUAUCAGGUUGGAGAGAUCUUCGCCAAGCUCUUCCAUUCCCUGGAGACGAAGGACCAAAAGGCAGGCGAAAAAGACUUCCAAGGGAGGAACGACAAGUUACAGGAUGCCGUUUAUCAGAGUCUACUCAAGAAAAAGUAUCUCAUAGUGGUGGACGAUAUGUGGGAUGAAGGUGUUUGGGAUAGAGUGAAAAAAUCAUUCCCUGAUGAUAAGAACGGAAGUCGGAUUGUUCUCACCACUAGAUCUAAAACGAUUGCUGAGUAUGCCAAAUCUUCCGAUUUCCUUCAUCAGAUGAAGCCUCUGAGCGAAGAACAUAGUUGGGAGUUGCUGGGCCUAACAGUUUUCGGGGAGGAGCCGUGCCCCACUCACUUGAAGGAUCUUGGAUGGGCAAUAUCCAAGAAUUGUAGGGGUCUUCCCCUCUCCCUCACCGUGAUUGGUGGCCUACUCUCGCAGGAAAACAAGACGGAAGAAUAUUGGAAGAGCAUUGAAGCAGACACGAACGAUGCUGCCGCCAAAGGUGACGAGUCGUACUUGGAGAUUUUGUAUUUGAGUUAUAACCACUUGCCUGGCAGAUUGAAAGGAUGCUUCCUUUACAUGGGGGCUUUCCCCGAAGAUAGUGAGAUUCCUAUCACAAAACUCAUCCAGCUAUGGGUCGCCGAAGGUUUUCUCAAGCCACCACCACCAUUGCUGCGGAGCGUGGAACAGUUGGCGGACUAUUAUUUGGAAGAACUUAUUGACCGAAAUCUCCUCCAUAUUCGCAAGUAUACCUCAAACAACCAAACUAAAGCUUGUGGCAUGCACGAUAGUUUGAGGGAUCUGUCCGUGAAAGAGUGUGGCAAGGAGUUGUUCUUUCAUUCGAGAAGGAGGUACGUUCAAGAACCUCAAGAAGAUACCAACAUUCAAAGGCGUGUGUCUGUUCACAGAAAUAUCCUCAUGUGCAUGGAAGAAGUUCACAAUUCCGUUAAAGAGAUUACGUCCGCGCGUACCCUUCUUUACGCCGGGGCCCACCAUCACCAUCCGAUACCGUAUUGUUUGACUUUCGAUCUCCUCAGGGUGUUGGAUGCUUUCACAGUCUAUUUCAUCGAGUUCCCGAAUGAGAUACUUAAACUUAUUCACUUGAGGUUUCUUUCGUUCACCUAUAAUGGGAAGCUUCCUUCAGCAUUAUCCAAUCUCGAUAAGCUUCAAGUGUUGAUGGUUCGCCGACACCCCAAAAUCAUAUUCUUGGGCACGUCGAUUCUGCCCGACGAAAUCUGGGGCCUGAAGCAUUUAAGGCAUCUCCUUUUUACCGAGAGCGAUUUGCCGAAAAUUCCUGCUGUGAGGAACACUCUUCUCUUUGCAAACCUUCAAACCCUCACGAACGUAAGUGCUGCUUCUUGCACCCAAGAGGUUCUUCAAAACAUGCCCAACUUGACAAAGCUGGCUAUGUGGACCGAAGAACCGGCGACCAUAGGCUUAUAUCUCAACGAGGUCGAAAAGCUCGAGUCUUUCAAAUUCACCGUCCUAAAUCCCAUACCUAAGAAAAAGGUCGACUUUCAGCCUAGACUUUAUUUCCCAAGAACACUGAGGAAGUUGAGGUUGAGUGGCUGUUCGCUUCCUUGGGAAGAUAUGUCGAUUAUCGCAAAAUUGCCGUUGCUUGAAGUUCUGAAGCUGCGAGAGAUUGCCUUCGAAGGUGACGAGUGGAUCCCGGAAAAGAAGGAAUUUCGCGAACUGAAAUUCUUACUGCUCGAGUACCUGGAUUUGAAGGGGUGGGAUGCUGACCAUACCCACUACCCGAAACUGCAACGCCUUAUUCUGAGGCACUGCUAUGAAUUGGUGGACAUCCCUGAGAAGUUCGAUUUACUCGGAUGCCUUGAGCUGAUCGAAUUGGUUGACUGCAGCCCUGACGCUGUGGAAGCGGCAGAAGAAAUGAAGAAGAAACUGAAGAAAUCUGGCAACACUCUCCUCAAAAUUCAGACAUAUUCUUCGUGGAAAUAAGAGUUCUUUGUUUUUUCCUCAAUGCUGAAAAGGGGAGCUGCUGUCUUGAUUAUCGUCUGCUGUUGUUGGAUUUGGUUUGUGUCUUUUCUUUCGUUUUUGCACUUUUGAUUCCGUUGCGUCUUUGCGUUUGCUUUUGGUUGUUCGAAACUUUGGAAUUUGAUUUUUACGGUGAUGUAAUUUCCUCUUUGUGUGAACAUUUCCCUUUGAAUAAACGUGUUGUUGUUCGUGUUAU